AUGUUAUUUAGUUUAAAGCACGAAGAGAAAAAAUAUUGUACUAAAGAAGAUAUAACUCCAGUUAUUGUACAACUAACCAGAAGUAUUGAUACAAUACAAGAACUAGAUUUUACUUCUAAUGUAUUUAAGCCUGAAGCAGUGGUAGAAUUAUGCAAGUGUAUUAGAAAAAUGAAAAAUCUUAAAAAUAUUAUAUUAGAAGGAAUUUUUGCCACUUUAAGUAAAAGUGAGAUGGAAACGUGUUUUAAAGACAUUUGUUCUUCUUUAAAAGACAAAAAACUGAUUUUACUUGACUUAAGCAAUAAUGCGCUCUCUUCUGAUUUACCCGAAGAAUUUACUGAUUUAUUAAGCAAUUUAAAUACAUUAAAAUUUCUUAAAAUACGAAAUUGUGGACUUGGCUACAAAGGAGGAAAUAUAAUAGGAGAGUGUUUAGAUAAAUUAACAGAUAAGAAUAACUUUGAAUAUUUAGAUAUCGCACAAAAUAGAUUUUUUAAUUUUCCUGAAAAGUUGUGUGAAGGUAUUAGCAAUUUUAAGAGACUUUCUGUACUGAGACUUGAAUACAACACUAUUGAAAAGAUUUCUAUGACACAGGCACUAAAAGUUAUAAAAGAUCUUCCACUCGAGGUGUUAGACAUAAGAGAUAAUUUUUUAGAUGUAGAAGGAUGUAAAUUAUUAGGGGAGAUAUUUGCUACGUGUAACAUAAGAGAAUUAGUUAUGGGGGACUGUAUGACAUAUUCUGAAGGAAUGCUUGAAUUUAUAAAAUAUGCUAAUAAUAAAUUUGUGUCUAUGGGACUACCAGGGGAUUGUACAGAUUUUGUAGAGUGUGUAUUGGAUGUUAGUUAUAAUGAUUGGGAACAAGAAUGCAUUGAAGAUCUUAUACAUUUUUGUAAAAAAUAUUUUAUUAAGAAAUUAUUUAUUACAGGAAAUUUGUAUGAUGACUCAAGUGAAUUAAUGAAGGCUAUGCAUAAAUAUGGAGGAGAAUUAAUUUACAAUGAAUUAGAAGCAGAGCAGGAUUUAAAGAGUGAAUUUGAUGAUGCUCUUAUCGAGAAACUCGAAUUUUUAUAA
Molecule: messenger RNA, 1062 nt
Organism: Vairimorpha ceranae
Lineage: Eukaryota; Fungi; Microsporidia; Nosematidae
Product: ran specific gtpase-activating protein
Exons: 1
Coding region: 1-1062 (353 amino acids)
Biological process (GO): activation of GTPase activity; nucleocytoplasmic transport
Cellular component (GO): perinuclear region of cytoplasm; cytosol; nucleus
Molecular function (GO): small GTPase binding; GTPase activator activity
Source: RefSeq, a predicted model, not a curated record